Messenger RNA from Delphinapterus leucas (beluga whale), 3800 nucleotides. RefSeq names its product cell division cycle 25A (gene CDC25A). Gene Ontology annotation, biological process: G2/M transition of mitotic cell cycle; positive regulation of G2/M transition of mitotic cell cycle; protein dephosphorylation. Gene Ontology annotation, cellular component: nucleus; cytoplasm. Gene Ontology annotation, molecular function: protein tyrosine phosphatase activity. The record is from RefSeq and is a predicted model, not a curated record. NCBI's taxonomy places the organism in Eukaryota, Metazoa, Chordata, Mammalia, Artiodactyla, Monodontidae.
AGCGACAGCCCGGGAGGGAGGUGAAGGUCGGCCUGGUUUUCAGCACUCCCGGGCUGGGCAAGAGAGUGAAAGAAGAGUGAAGAGAGUGUGAGACCGGGCCGUGGCCUCGCGGUCUAGCCGCUCUCCCUCCUAGACCUGCCCCGCUUGUUUGGAUUUAAUCUUCAGGUUGCCGGCGCCCGCCCGCCGGCCUCGCGGAGUGAGGGGAAGCGCUCGCGCCUGUGGCUGGCGCCUGCCGAGUCCGGACACCCGCCCGUCCUCUUCGCUUGCCCGCGGCAGCCGCGUCCCUGAACCGCGGGGUCGUGUUUGUGUUUGACCCACGGGCGCCGGCAGCGGGGCGCGCGGCCGAGGCCAGUGCCGGCGGGGCGGGGCGGGCGCGGCAGAGGCGGAGGAAGAGGGAGCAGAAUCCCUGGGAGGCAGGGCGCCGCCAUGGAACUGGGCCCGGAGCCCCCGCACCGCCGCCGCCUGCUCUUCGCCUGCAGCCCCCCUCCCGCACCGCAGCCCGUCGUGAAGGCGCUGUUCAGCACGCCAGCCGCCGGGGGCCUGUCGCCUGUCACCAACCUGACGGUCACCAUGGACCAGCUGCAGGGUCUGGGCAGUGAGUAUGAACAGCCACUGGAGGUGAGGAAUAGCAGUCUGCAGAGAAUGGGCUCCUCCGAAUCAACUGAUUCAGGCUUCUGUCUGGAUUCUCCUGGGCCCUUGGAUAGUAAAGAAAACCUUGAAAAUCACAUGAGGAGAAUAAAUUCCCUGCCUCAGAAGCUCUUGGGGUGUAGCCCAGCUCUGAAGAGGAGCCAUUCUGAUUCUCUUGACCAUGAUGUCUUUCAGCUAAUUGACCAGGAUGAGAACAAGGAAAACGAAGCCUUUGAGUUUAAGAAGCCAGUAAGACCUGCAUCUCGAGGCUGCCUGCAUGCUCAUGGACUGCAGGAGGGUAAAGAUCUCUUCACACAGAGGCAGAACUCUGCCCCAGCUCGGAUGCUUUCCUCAAAUGAAAGAGAUGGCAGUGAACCAGGGCAUUUCACUCCUUUUUUUAUGCCUCAGUCCCCUGUGACUGCCACUUUGUCUGAUGAGGAUGAUGGCUUCAUGGAUCUUCUCGAUGGAGAGAAUCUGAAGAAUGAUGAAGAAACCCCGUCCUGCAUGGCAAGCCUCUGGACAGCUCCCCUUGUCAUGAGAAGAGCUACAAACCUGGGCAAUCGUUGCAAGCUGUUUGACUCCCCUUCCACGUGUAGCUCCACCAUCCCGUCAACGUUGAAAAGACCAGACCGAUCGCAAGAGGAGUCCCCACGUGGAAAUAGGAAGCGGAGGAAGAGCGUGGCUGGGGCCAGUCCCGAAGAGGCAGCUAGUCCAAAGAAGCCCCAGGAGAUUCUACAUCAGUCUUUAUGCCUGGUAUCUUCCCCAAAAGGGACCAUUGAGAAUAUUUUGGAUAAUGACCCAAGGGACCUUAUAGGAGACUUCUCCAAGUGUUACCUCUUUCAUACAGUUGCUGGAAAGCAUCAGGAUUUAAAAUACAUCUCUCCAGAAAUUAUAGCGUCUGUUUUGAGUGGCAAGUUUGCCAACCUCAUUAAAGAGUUUGUUAUCAUUGACUGCCGAUACCCAUAUGAAUAUGAGGGAGGCCACAUCAAGGGUGCAGUGAACUUGCACAUGGAAGAGGAGGUUGAAGACUUCUUACUCAAGAAGCCCAUCGUACCUACGGAUGGCAAGCGUGUCAUCGUGGUGUUCCACUGCGAGUUUUCUUCUGAGCGAGGCCCUCGCAUGUGCCGAUAUGUGAGAGAGAGAGAUCGGCUUGGUAACGAGUACCCCAAACUCCAUUACCCGGAGCUAUAUGUCCUGAAGGGCGGAUAUAAGGAGUUCUUCCUGAAAUGCCAGUCUCACUGCGAGCCCCCCAGUUACCGGCCCAUGCACCAUGAGGACUUUAAAGAAGACCUGAAGAAGUUCCGCACCAAGAGCCGGACCUGGGCCGGGGAAAAGAGCAAGAGAGAGAUGUAUAGCCGUCUGAAGAAGCUCUGAGGGUCUCAGUGCCAGACAGCAACAGCCUGAGCCUCCCUCCCUACCCCCCUCCCCUCUUUGCUACAGAGAAACUGGAGCAAAGGGGCCAGCCAUGUGACAUUUGGAGAGAAGGCGUGAGGCUUCCAUGUCUUAAACCUACCUCCCACUCUCCCAGGGUUGGAGCCCAGAGCAUCCUGCUGGCUCUUCUGUCCCUGUAAGUUGUCCUCCUUCUGCAACAGGACGGUCUGCCAAGGCUGUCACGUGCCACAGCACAGUUCCAAGCACCAAGUCAAGAUGUUCUGACUCCUCAUCCCCCACAGCUGGAUGAGCCGCCUGGGCCUCGUUGGGCAAUGGCCUUCUCUCCUGAGGGGGGAGGGGUAGGAGAGUCCGAGUGGAGAGAAGACUCACAAAUGCUGCUGGCCAAAUACCAAAGACGGCCUGCAAAGGAAAGGUCUUUGUGGGAUAACCCAUAUCAUUAAUUUAUUCAACUUCAUCAGUCACUUUCUUUUCUUUCUUUUUUUGUAAUCAACUCCUGGAGACUUUUAUUUAACUGCUUCUUUAAGUUACAAUACUGCCAUCCUAGGUGGGGUUUUAUCAUCCCAGGGACUACCUCUGCCUUUAAUUUUUAAAAAAAAAGAAAAAGGGAGGGGGAAGAAGGACAUGAGUUGUGGGACAGAGAACUAGGCACUCUGUCACCCCCAGGAGGUGCUGCAGUACUGGGGCUGCUGCUAUUAAUAUACAGCCAAGGACUGAGAUACUGGUGGGAGCAGGCCCCAGACUCAGGCUUGGCUACAGGACAUAAGCUAAACCUCCCAGACCUACCUCGAAGGCCCCUGAGAUCUACUGGGGUGACCCUGCUUGCUGUGAUGUUGCUGGUCUAGGAGUCACGGUCAGGAAAGCACUUGAGGCAGCUUCCAUUGGGCCACCCCCAGGUCAGUGUUGGAACAUGGUAGAGCAGGUAUCCCAGUGUAGGCGGGCAGGGAUGGGGGGCUCUGCCAGAUAAGGGAAGGGAGUAUAUAUUGAGUGUCUUUCUUCUAUUACUCUGAUACUCUUUGAUUGCUUCUAUUUUAAUUUUUUAAAAAUAGUCAUUCUAUGAGUCAAGGAGUAUCAAAUCAGUGUUGGCUGGGCCACCCAAGGUUGGGGAGAGGGGCUGGAAGCCCUGGGCUUUAGAAGGGAGUGGGUGCUGGCAGAGAUGACUAUAGAAUGUGUUUCUCAGGAGGCGGUGUGGUGGAUUUUGCAGGUAAAAGUUUGAGUUUAUCAUGUUUUAAUUUGAGGGACAGGGAGAGAUGGAUCAUCACCAGUUGCCCCUCAUCUCAUCCCACAGAAGUAGGGGUCUCAAAGGAACACCUCCCAAGGAGCUGGGGCUGAGUUGAUUGAUUCUAGACAGGCCUGUUUGGUUCUUGCUCAUCCCCACCCUUAGGCGCUGGCUUCCUCACCAUCUUUGCUCCAUUGGGGUAUAGCAAAGUUUUUCUUAUAUAGCAGAUUCAGUCUCCCCUCUUGCCCUGGCUUCCUGUUCUGCAGGCAGGGAGAGAAUCAGUGAUACUGGAGAUGACUGGUUGCUGUGUUAUGGGUUUGAGUUGCAUUUGACUAUAAAACAAUCUUGUUAGAAAAAGUAUGUGGGGAGGAGGGGAGCAGGGGGAGAAGGCCUCUUCCCCCACACACAUUGAGACACAUCUUAAUUAGUCUGUAAUCUUGUUUGUAGGGAUUCUGUUGGUUGAAUGCCUGAAAAGGGAGGUGGGAUGGCCUUCAGAAUGUACCAGCUUAGUAACACUGGUAACCAACUGUUGCAGGCUCUGAAAAUAAAAACAAUCUUGAACCCA